Molecule: messenger RNA, 1784 nt
Organism: Melozone crissalis (California towhee)
Lineage: Eukaryota; Metazoa; Chordata; Aves; Passeriformes; Passerellidae
Gene: LRRC47
Product: leucine rich repeat containing 47
Exons: 7
Coding region: 1-1725 (574 amino acids)
Biological process (GO): phenylalanyl-tRNA aminoacylation
Molecular function (GO): protein binding; RNA binding; phenylalanine-tRNA ligase activity
Source: RefSeq, a predicted model, not a curated record
AUGGCGGCGGCGGCGGGGCCGUGGCCGGAGCUGGAGGCGGCGGCGCGGGAGCGGCGGCGGGAGCUGUCGCUGUCGGGCGCGGCGGUGGCGGAGCGGGUGGCGGCGGGCGGCGGGCGGCUGCCGGAGGCGCUGCUGGCGCUGCCGCUGCUGCAGUCGCUGGAGCUGAGCGGCUGCGCGGCGCUGCGGGAGCUCGGCCCGGGCGUGGCGGCCGCGCUGCCCGCGCUGCACACGCUGGUGCUGAGCCGCAACGCGCUGGGCCCGGCCGGGCUGGGCGAGGGGCUGGGCGGGCCCCUGCCCGCGCUCCGCCUGCUCGACCUGUCCGGGAACGGGCUGGAGGCGCUGCCCGCCGCGCUCGGAGGGACUGGCGGCGGCGCGGGGGACGCGGCCCCGGCCUUCCCGCAGCUGCGCAGCCUCAACCUGAGCGCGAACCGGCUGCGGGAGCUGGGCCCGGGGCUGGCCCGCGCGGCCCCGCAGCUGCAGGAGCUGCUGCUGUCCGGGAACCGGCUGCGAGCGCUGCCCGGAGGGCUCCUGGCCCCCGACGGGCCGCCCGCGCCCUUCCCGCUGCUCAGCCGGCUGGACGCGGCCGACAACGAGGUGGCCGAGCUGGGUGCGGACAUCGCGGCGCUGCCGGCGCUCAAGAGCCUGGACGUGGCCAACAACCAGCUGCGGGAGCUGCCUUCCGCGCUGGCCGACUGCCCCCGCCUGAAGGAGGCCAACUUCAAGGGCAACCAGCUGAGGGACAAGCGGCUGGAGAAGAUGGUCAAUGGGUGCCAGACCAAGGCCAUUCUGGAGUACCUACGGGCCGGGGGACGUGGGAAGGGGAAGGCUGAGGCUGGCAGAGAGGACGUCAGGAAGAAGAAGAGGGAGAAGCAGCAGAAGAAGGAUGGCGGGGAUGGGGAGCAGGAUGAGGUGGAAGAGGCAAGCAAGCUGCUGGUGAAGGUUCUGCACGUCUCUGAGAACCCAGCGCCUUUGGUGGUCAAAGUGAGCCCGGGCGUCAAGGAUGUGCGAGCCUUCAUCGUGUGCUGUGUGCUGAAAGGAGUGAACUUAAAGCCGGGCAAUGCUCUCAAGAGGUUCCUGACCAUGCAGACCAAGCUGCACGAGGAUAUCUGUGAGAAGCGCACAGUGGCCACCAUUGCCACUCACGACUUGCAGCUGGUCAAAGCUCCUCUGACAUAUGAUGUUCAGCCUCCUGAUGAGCUCAAGAUCACGCCCCUGGGUCGGAAGGAGAUCAAGGCCAAGGAUCUUCUCCGGCAGCUGCAGCUGGAGGCUGAGGAGCAGCGGAAGCAGAAGAAGCGUCAGAACGUCUCUGGGCUGCACAAGUACCUGCAGCUGCUGGAUGGCAAAGACAACUACCCGUGCCUGGUGGAUGCUGAAGGUGCUGUGAUUUCCUUCCCACCAAUAACCAACAGUGAGAAAACAAAGAUUAGAAAAGAGACCCGGGACCUGUUUCUGGAAGUGACGAGUGAUACCAGUUUACAGAUCUGCAAAGAUGUCAUGGACACCCUUAUCCUGAAAAUUGCAGAGCUGAACAGAUCUGCCUCGGAGAACAAGGAAGGCUCUGGCUCAGAUAUGGAAUCAGAUGCUCUCUGUGGAGCAGGGAAUUUGAACCUGCCUUUGGUGGUGGAGCAGGUGCGAGUGGUGGACAUGGAUGGGAACUUGAAAGUACUUUAUCCUUCCAAAACUGACCUGGCCACAGUGGCCUCUCUGCUGACUGUGAUCCGUUAGCAGCUGCCUGAGCUGAGAGAGGAUUCCAUUGCCUUUAUUUGGGUUUUUUUACAUAUAUU